GGAAAGCAUUACAAGCAAUAAAAGAUACCUGGCAAGGGUAUGACGGGGAUGGCACAUGGAGGGAAGACGGAAGAUGUGACGGCAUGGCGAACAUCACUUGCAACAACGAAUACCAGGUUGUCAGCCUUCGAGUAAAAGAUGCUGCAGUUUCAGGAAGCAUACCAACACUUCUUGGGAAUGUCAUCCAUCUGACAGAACUGGACCUUUCCAACAACCGACUCAGUGGCAACUUUCUAUCGACUGUCACACGGCUGACCAACUUGGUAAAAUUGAGUUUGCGGAGUAAUUUGUUCAAAGACAACCUGCCAGGAGCCGUUUCAGGAUUGACUCUAUUGAAAGAGUUGAACAUCAGUGCGAAUGAGUUCACUGGUCAGAUCCCACAAUGGAUUUGUGGCAUGAAGGGCCUGACCUACCUAAUGCUGGGAGGAAACAUCUUCGACGGGCCCAUUCCUGAGUGCAUGUCAAGUCUAACAAAUCUUAUUACUCUGUCCUUGCAGCGAAAUCGUUUUUCUGGAGAGGUGCCCUCGUAUCUGGGGUCUUUUAAAAGCCUUAAAAAUCUGGAUCUAGGCUACAACCGUUUCUCGGGAAGCAUACCAUCUUCAAUACUGCUAAUGAAGUCUCUCAGAUAUGU
Messenger RNA from Closterium sp. Naga37s-1, 631 nucleotides. Lineage: Eukaryota; Viridiplantae; Streptophyta; Zygnematophyceae; Desmidiales; Closteriaceae. The record is from the annotation of a GenBank genome assembly.